GUUGACUUUCAGUUCAAUAAAUACAUCGAUCUUAUGGCCCUGUGUGUUAGUUCCAUUCGAGUUCAAUGUCACGUUUGACUGAUCAAGAGUAUCACUAUAGGCAGUUCAGUGAGCAGUGAGUGUUUUGAUUUUUGCUUGCUUUUUUUUUCUUUCACUCUUUCGGGCACAGUAAUGUAACGUCUAAUUAAACAGUCUAAUAACAUUGUUCAAUUCUGCAGAGACCCUCGAAAUAAACGCUUCUCGAGACCCUCGCAAUAUAGGCUUUUCUUUACAUUAAACGGCCCUACAAAAGCGCAUUGGACAAGAAAACAAAUUUUUGUUGUGAAAAUGCUAUCUUGUUUGCAAACCGAAUAAACAGCUCCCGUUACUGGUUGGAUUUUUCCAGUCAAAACCCUGUGGUUCACCAAAGAAGUUGUUUUACUUGCUCUUUUGCAAGUCGUUUCAUUGAUGUCUUGUAUGCUUGGAGGAAGGAAUCUGCAGGUCUCUCAGUGUAGUGCUCACCAGGUUCCUCUGUUAUGCAGGACUGUUAUUACGUCAUAUUUGACAACUCCAGAUCAAGGUGAAGACACGUCAGAAGGAAUUUGCUAACUGAGGAGAGCGUUCACGGGAAACCCCUGCGUUUGGAGGAAAACUUACGAACACUUUGGAAACCAUCAUGGCGAACAACACGUCAGAGCCGCUGUCUCACCUCAUGAUGCGCUACCCCUCCAGAACCGCCAUCUUGGAAGAGUUUUCUCCCGUUGGUCCUAUGGCAGAGCGUAUCGUUCCUCCGUUCUGGUACUUCAUCGGCUUCAUCGGAAAUCCAAUCUCGGCAACCAUCUGGUUAGGCCAGCGUAUGCGCAGGAACAACUCAUCCGCCAUUUACUUAGGUGCAUUGUCCAUCUCCGAUAUGCUGUUCCUGUUCCUUCACCUUCUCCAUAUUCUGCAUGUAGCUUGGGGACACGACUUGUACAACGCCCCGACUAGCUGUGAAAUAUAUCACUUUCUCUUCUAUGUUCCUCAAUACUUGUCCACUUUUCUCGUUCUUGGCUUCACGGCAGAGCGCUACGUGGCUGUGUGCCACCCGUUCAUGAAAGAGAAGUGGUGCACAGUACGACGAGCUAUCGUCAUCGUUUUUAUUCUCAUCGUGUUUUCCAUGGCGCUUGCGUCUGCCCAGGCGUAUAUCUGGACAUACAGCGAGCACGAGGGAACCUGUAACAUUCGCCCCGAGGCUGCAGAAGGAAAUGCAUGGAGUUUCUGGAACAUUUGGAGCUGGGCUACGGACGUCUUUGCGUUUGGUCUCGUUCCACUGGUCGUGCUUGUCUUCAACAUUCUCGUGUUGCGAGAAAUCUUCAAGAUCUCCCGAAACGACCUCGUCAAGCGACAACAGAGUCGGAGCGGGAACAGCACGGCCUCCACUUUCACGCUCCUCGCUGUUUCUUUCUAUCUCAUCGUCACACAGGUGAGCGCAACACUUGUCGGUUGCCUGCAACAGGCGUUCCCCAACGGGAAUCCCUUAAUGACAGAUGAAGAAAUUCGCAACGAUUCCACUUGGUCGAACUUGUUCACAUACCUUGAAGUGCGAAAAGUCAUAGAAGUGAUUUGUCUUUCGCAUUACGCGUGUUACUUUUUCAUCUACUGCUUGACUGGUAAACAUUUCCGGAAAGAAGUAAUGUUCUUGUUGACAUUUCAUGGUCGGCUGCCCUUUCUUACAGCGCUGGUCUCGAAAAGGCGAGGCAAGGAGCGGUAUUCAAUGGUGUCCACAAAUGGGGGGCUUAUGUCAGAGACCUAUACGACGAACGCGUCUACGGCAAUAUGAAGAACACAAUCGUCACGACAACUCUCCGGCCAUCUCGCCGGGAGAGGAACACGAGAACCGAGACUGGCCUGAGAUCACUAGUCCUGACGUUGCCACUGCACCCCGAUUUACUUUUGGAUCGUCUGCGGAUACGUCUAUGCUAUGGAAUAAAAGGCAAUCGACGCUGGUCAACGAGACAGAGCAAGUCGUGGAAGACACAGAAGACCCCAAGGUGUGGCAUGUUGAGAGCAUGUACGUCACAACUGUUUAAAUACAUUGCCCUCUUAAAGGAAUCGAUAUGCAGUGAAUGUGAGUCCUGUCGAGCUUGAAUAAAUCGCUGUCCAAAACGUCAGCUCUACUUCUCAAGCUUGACUGCAUUAUUCAUAGUACAAAAAGACUGUAACAAGGAUGACAGCUGUGUAUUUUUUUCUACAAUUCGUUGAAACAAAACCUGGAUUGGUUAUUAUCGUAAGUUUUCUGAUCAUAUUGAUCGUAACACCAAGCAUAAUCUAGCUACUAGCUAAAAUGUGCUUCUUCAAGACGUUCUUAAGUAAAGAUAACUUUCUCAAUGUUGGAAUGAUAAGACGACCAGUAUUGCUGCUUAGCACUUGUUCAUAAAUUAAUUGCAAAAUCCUUUGCAGUUAUUCACAGUAGGCCUGGAAUUCUUCAUGGAAUAUGUUGGAUACACUCUAUGGAUUUGAAGAAUGUGAUAUGAAGUACACUUGUUUUUAGUGUACAUGCCUAACAGUUCGGUUAACAAAAUCAAGGAAAAGGUGUAAAUGUCUGCUGCUCUUACUGGCAGACCUCUGACAUCGGCGUUAUGCUGCUGGCCAACAUACGUUUGAUAUCUCAGCAAACUGGUCCCUGUUACUGACAACAUAAACUGAAAGCUGGACUUGUCUAGCCCCAACCCUUCGUCCUUCAACCUUCAGUUUAAGUAAUAUUGUGAGAGUUUGUACCCUACGGCCCUCACACAAACACACACACACACACACACACACACACACACACAUACACACACACACACGCACUCACAC
Aplysia californica (California sea hare) is the source of this 2814-nucleotide messenger RNA. RefSeq names its product C-C chemokine receptor type 5. NCBI's taxonomy places the organism in Eukaryota, Metazoa, Mollusca, Gastropoda, Aplysiida, Aplysiidae. The record is from RefSeq and is a predicted model, not a curated record. Gene Ontology annotation, biological process: G protein-coupled receptor signaling pathway. Gene Ontology annotation, cellular component: plasma membrane. Gene Ontology annotation, molecular function: G protein-coupled receptor activity.